Messenger RNA from Capsaspora owczarzaki ATCC 30864, 3304 nucleotides. RefSeq lists its product as hypothetical. Bases 34 to 3282 code for a protein of 1082 amino acids. Gene Ontology annotation, molecular function: voltage-gated channel activity; monoatomic ion channel activity. The transcript has 8 exons. Gene Ontology annotation, cellular component: lysosomal membrane; endosome membrane. The record is from RefSeq and is a predicted model, not a curated record. Gene Ontology annotation, biological process: transmembrane transport; monoatomic ion transport. NCBI's taxonomy places the organism in Eukaryota, Filasterea, Ministeriida, Capsasporidae.
UGGAGCACUUCGUCGUGUUUGCACUGAUCUGCGAUGGCAGUCGAGGGCUUCCAGGCCUUUCCAAGCCGCCUGCGUCAAUUGCUGAGCGGCUCGUCGCUAUCAUCGUCAUCGGUGGCUGCCGCUGUCGGCGGUCCGUCUGAGCCACUUGCCACUGCCGAGCUCGUGUCCUUCGAGGACGACCGAGCAAGCGCCGCAUCCGAGGCUGAUCAGACGGAACAGCGAUUCAAAGAAGCUGCACUCUUCUUGCAGGAAGGCACCAACAACCACAAGAUGCACAACCACCCGCGCGAUCCAUCUGCCCUUCGAGCGUACCGGAUACUCCAAUCGACUCCGAUGAAUCUGGCGGGAUUGCUCGUCUCGGGAAUUCUGCUCAGUUUGGCACUGAUCGAACAGCCAGCCACGCUCGACGGUGUCCCCGACUGGGUGUCUCCCAUGAUUGAGCUGUUUUGCUUGGCGUUUUUCGCAGUAGAGCUGGCGCUCAAGUAUCAGUGGUUUAAGCGCAAGGCCUUCUUCCAGCACACGCGCACGGCGUCCAAGCUGUUGAUUGUUGUCGUCAUGGUGGCGGACACGAUCGCCAUCUUGCUCGUUCCGUCGCCGUAUGCUCGCUUUGGUCGGUCGUUGCGGCCAUUCUUCUUGAUUGACAACCAGUACAGCAGCCGGGUGCGACGCGUCUUUCGCCAAAUCGCUCUGAGCUUGCCGCCCAUCGUUGACAUGCUUGUCAUCCUGCUGGUCCUUGUGCUCCUGUUUGGACUCGCUGGCUUUUAUCUCUUUUCGAGCGAUCCCGGCGCUGAUGGGUUUGCGACGUUCGGUACGACGCUUGUCAGCCUCAGUGUGUUGAUUACCACCUCCAACUUCCCCGAUGUCAUGCUGCCGAGCUAUCGCAAAAACCCGUGGUCGUCCGUCUACUUUAUUGUCUUUCUGCUCGUUUGCCUUUAUAUUCUCUUGAAUUUGCUCCAUGCCAUUGUGUACGAGAGCUUUGCAGAGCAGGAAAAGCUAAAGUUCCGCAAAUUGUUUCUUCACAAGCGAUCCAGCUUGCGCCGAGCAUUUCAAGAAAUCACGGAUGGGCGUGCUUGCAUGAGCUUUGCCGAGUUCAAAACGCUGCUUCGUCUGUUCGCUACCAACCGCAACGAUCAGCAGAUUCUGGUGCUGUACAAGGCGCUGAAACGAUCGCCAAACAACGUGGAGGGCUUGUCCUCGUUAGAGUUUUACGGGCUCUUUGACGCCCUGUCGCUCUCAUUCACCAAGCAAACCCCAGUGCUCCAACUCUAUCCUGCGAGGCUUCCUCGUCAGCGCUCCGCUGCCUCGCACGAAGAGACGAUACACUUGCAACCUCUUCCACCAACCGAAAGAAGAAACACAAUCCCAACUGGCGGCGCGUCAAUUCCUUCGGAGAGUCCCGAUGUCAGCACCCACCCGGCUUCAGCAGAAGACGCGGCAUCACCGAUCGUCCGAGCAACACCUUCCGCCCUGCAACUUGACGCCACCACUGGGACGUCACGCACGAAUUCCAUCAACCUGGCAGGAGAGCUCAGCCAAUCGCAGGAUUUGACCUCAUUCGGAUCGCUGGAUUCGCCCGCGAUUGCGCUCAAGGACCGGUUUGUGCGGUUUGGCAAGGCUUCGGUGGCAACUGCGACGCUAUCUCGUCCAAACCCAUCAGCAGGAAGCAGCAGUCUAGCGGCGGCCUCCGGCACUGCCAGAAGCAACGAAUUACCAGGCAGACUUGCAGCGUCGCUCCGCGAGGUGAAGAGCGCCGGAUUGGAUACCGAUGCCCCAGCACCAAGUCAACAAGGUCGGACUUCCGGCGACCAACUGGCAUCUUUUGCAACGUUCGUUCCAUUGCAAAGAGGGAUGGGCAGCGUGGCGGACAACGUUGAAAUGUUUUCGUCGUCGAGCAUCCCGUCCUGGCUCGCCACGCCGCUCUAUCUCGUCAAACAAGCGACGUUAUCUGUGUGGUUUGAUCGGAUUGUCGCCGUCGUGGUCAUGGUCAAUGUUUUGCUGGCCAUCCUUGAGGCCUCGCUCUUUUCUGAGCAAGUUCUGCACCCAGACCAGUAUUCCCCCUUCAAAUGGGUCAACCUUUCGCUGGCCUUGCUGUACGUUGUCGAGACGUCGAUGCGCUUGAUAACGCUCGGCAUUGGCGGCUACUGCGUCAAUUAUUUCAAUCGCAUUGACCUCUUGGUGAUUAUGGCCAGUCUUUUGGGGCACAUGGCAAACAUCGACGCGCUGUCGAUCGUGCUGCUACCAAUGCGCAUUGUGCGCUUUCUGACGCUUCGCAAAAGCAUUCGGCUGAUCAUCUCGACGCUCAUCUCCUUGUUGCCAAAGCUCUUUUACUUUUUCAUCACCCUCAUGUGCGUUUUUUAUUCGUUUGCGGUCAUUGGCAUGGAGCUCUAUGCAGGCUUGAUUGUCCAGGGCUGCUGCGGACCGGAAUACGACGGGUCGGCGGAAGGACUGUACUAUGUCAGCAACUUUGACAAUCUCCUGCGCGCGUACGUGUUGCUGUUUGAGCUGCUGGUGGCCAACAACAACAACAUAAUCAUGGAAGCGGUCGUCACCGUCACGUCGUACUGGAGCCGGUUUUAUUUCUUGAUCUUUUACAUUGUAAUGAUUGUCGUUUUGCUCAAUGUCGUCAUGGCCUUUGUGUUUGACACAUUCUUGGUGCGAAUCCAACUGCUUCAAGCCGCUCCGCAUGAACUGGACGAUGACGCUACCAUGACUGCUGCCACCGUGACCACUCGGCGAAGAAGCACUUCCGAUCCGACGAGAGCAGCUACCGCCACAGAUGGACUUGCAGACGAGCGCUCUGUAAUACAUGCUGGCGGCCAACUGCUCUCGCGGGUGACCAUGGGUCAGGCAGCUGUCCGCGUCGCUCUCCUCCCAGACGAGCUUCGAACGUUGGUUCCUUACGAAGGAGCGCAGUACGAAGAAUACCAGAGUCAGCGACAGCGUGACACUGCCUCGACCUCCCUGCAAUCGGAUGUGCCAGCAGUGGAUGAAGGCUUGGUUCACUUCGUUGGCCGACGUUCCCUUGCGCGCACAGACAUUUACUUGGUGCUCUGCGCGGCCGAGCUGUCGGAAUGGGUGGAAGAGUAUGAUCAGAAUUUGCAGCAAUCAGGUCGCUCACGUGCUGACAGCUCUGUCUCGCACUCGUUCGAGCCGGAACCGAACAAACCAAGAGACUUGCAGCGCAUGCUGAUUGUUCAGCGGAAUUUCCGGCAGCCCUCAUCGACCUCGCUAUUACGCCGCAGUGAAAGCGAUCUGGAUGAUCGCUUGGUGACGAUCGCUUAAUGUCUUGGGUGGUCAAUAAAUG